Emericellopsis cladophorae is the source of this 1235-nucleotide messenger RNA. RefSeq names its product hybrid NRPS/PKS enzyme. NCBI's taxonomy places the organism in Eukaryota, Fungi, Ascomycota, Sordariomycetes, Hypocreales, Bionectriaceae. Gene Ontology annotation, biological process: fatty acid biosynthetic process; secondary metabolite biosynthetic process. The record is from RefSeq and is a predicted model, not a curated record. The transcript has a single exon. Gene Ontology annotation, molecular function: fatty acid synthase activity. The annotation marks the transcript as partial.
GUUGGCUCCAUCAAGACCGUCCUCGGCCACACCGAGGGCACCGCCGGCAUCGCCGGCAUCCUCAAGGCAGCGUGGGCGCUGAAGAACGCCACCAUACCGCCCAAUCUCCUGUUCAACGAGCUGAGCGCCGCGGUGGCGCCCUAUUACAAGGACCUGGCGAUAUGUCGCGAGGCCAUCCCUUGGCCCACGCUGCCAGAGUCGCAGCCCCGGAGAGCCAGCGUGAACAGCUUCGGUUUUGGGGGCACAAACGCGCAUGCGAUUCUAGAGAGCUACGAAGCGCCCCCAGACUCGCGCGCGGGCGCCGAGCAGGGGUCGCUCUUUGCUCCCUUUAUCUUCUCCGCGUCUUCAGAAUACGAUCUCCGCGCCAACCUGCAGGCGUUUGCUUCCUACCUAGAACAACACCCUUAUCUAGCCGUGCACGACAUCUCCUACACCCUGCGGCACCGCAGGUCCGUCUUGCCGCACAGGGUUGCGUUCCCGGCCGGAUCUAUAGCGUCUCUGCGGGCUAGCAUUGUGGCCGAGCUGGAGAGCACAGACACUCCCGUCGGUUUCAGGACGCUCGUGAAGAGCGGCCGAUCUGGACGCGUCCUGGGCGUGUUCACAGGUCAGGGUGCCCAGUAUGCGCGGAUGGGCUCUAAGCUCCUGGAACAGUCUCCCUUGGCGCAGAACACCAUCAGGAAGCUCCAGGGACAUCUGGAAGAGCUGCCUGCGGAGGACCGCCCAGAUUGGACGCUCGAAGCCGAGCUGCUGCGUGCGGGUGAGACGUCCCGGCUGGACGAGGCCGCGAUAUCCCAGCCGCUCUGCACGGCCGUGCAAGUCAUGCUGGUCGAUGUCCUUGCGGAAGCCGGCGUCUCCUUCAGCGCCGUUGUCGGACACUCCUCGAGCGAGAUAGGCGCGGCGUACGCCGCCGGUUGGCUGAGCGCACGCGACGCCAUCAUCAUCGCCUACUACCGCGGGCUGCACAGCAGCAAGGCCAAGAGCCCCAACGGGGACAUGCAAGGCGCUAUAAUGGCCGUGGGCAUGCCCAUGGGGGACGUAUUGGAACUGUGCGAGGACGCAGACUUUGCCGGCAGGCUGGCCGUGGCGGCGUGCAACUCUUCCUCCAGCGUCACCAUCUCCGGCGAUGUGGACGCCAUACACGAGUUGCAGCUCGUCCUGGAUGACGAACGCACGUUCAACCGCGUGCUCAAGGUGGACAAGGCCUACCACUCCAGACACAUGCUUCCCUGCGCCGA